GUGCUGUUAGCAGCAGCACCAUCAACUUUAAUUUCAUUGCACUCACACACAAAGUUGUUUUGCGGCUAUUUCACAAAAAAAGAGGGAAUAUGUCACAAUACCAAAAGGAAAUAGUCCAGGCUGUGCUCAUAGCGGACAACAAUGUGUGGAACUUUAAACCGCUUUCGGACGAAGGCUCCAUGGCGCUGCUGCCCCUAGUGAAUGUUAGCAUGCUGGAUUAUGCUCUAAUUGCGCUUAAUCGCAGCGGCGUCGAGGAGGUAUUUGUUUAUGCCAGCCUUUAUUUGCAGAACAUACGCGACCACAUCAAACGAGGCAUCGCCACCUAUGCUUCGUGGUCCUUUAAGAUGACAGUCCAUGUGAUUGGCGGAGAAGGCUGUCGUUGCUUUGGGGAUGCGAUGCGGGAUCUUGAUGCUAAGGCUUUGAUACGUGGCAAUUUUAUACUACUGGGCGCAGAUACGGUGACCAAUGCAGACCUGCGUCCAGUAUUAGAACAGCAUAAGCGCAUGGCAAAGUUCGAUAAAGGUACGGCCGCCACGCUUGUGUUUAAGGAGUGCGCCAGCAGCAAUGAACGAACAGGCAAUGAGCUCCUAAUUGCUGUGGAUAAACAUAAUACUCGGCUACAUUAUCAUCAGCGAUUGCGCAUGAAUCAUAAGGAGACACGUUACCAGAUACCGCUUGAUGUGUUCCUUAACAAUUCGUGCGUUACGCUGCAUCACAAUCUACUCGAUCCACAAAUUGCUAUUGGCUCGCCAUCGAUGCUGUCGUUGUUUAGUGAUAAUUUCGAUUUCCAAACACGCGACGAUUUUGUUCGAGGCUUGCUUAUUAACGAGGAACUCUUGGACAGCCGUAUCUAUGUGGCACUGUUGCCGCCUGCCCAAUAUGCACACAAAGUGAACAAUUGGCUCUCCUAUCAGCUGGUUAGCCGGGACAUUAUAAGUCGUUGGGCCUAUCCGUUGGUGCCCGACAUGGGCGUCUAUAAGCUGCAACAGCAGUAUGUUUUCUACAAGGACAACAUCUACAAGAGCCAAGAGGCGAACGUCUCUAAAGUGGCACUGCAGGAGAAUGUUGUUAUACAGACAGGCAGCCAUGUGGAUGCCGGCACGUCAAUUAGUUGCAGCGUAAUUGGCGCUAAUUGCCGCAUUGGCAAGAACUGCGUGCUCAAUAAUGUCUUCCUCAUGGCUGAUGUGAUUAUUCAAGACAACUGCCACCUGCGGCACUGCGUCAUAGGCUCUGGUACGGUUAUCAAUGAGAAUUGCGACAUUGGCGCAGGCUGCGUAUUGGGUGCCAAGUGCAUCCUGCCCGCCAGCACAAAGCUAGCCAAUACGCUGGUCACCAGCUCACCUAGUACACAGCGCACCGGAGAGAUUGAACAGGUUGCACUGGAAUCCAUUGGGCCAGCUGCAUACAUAGUUAAUGAUCUGACAACUGGUGAUCCGGACGAUUCCGAUGCGGAUGACCACUUGAUGUCACAACUGACGACUCUCUGCAUACCGAAAAUGUGUGACCUGCGGAAUGCGGCAAUCGCGGAUAGCGAUUGCAGCUACUCCAGUGACGACGAUGACAACGAGGAUGAAUCUCGCUUAGCAACUCCGCUGCCCGACGAUACAAACAUCUUUCUCUCAGAAGUCAUCGACUCGUUAACGCGCGGCUAUCGCGAGAAAUCCAAUCCGGACUUUCUUAUACUUGAGAUUAACUCCUCGCGUUAUGCGUACAAUAUGUCUCUCAAGGAGGUAAAUUUCAAUGUGGUCAAAGCUGUCUUUGCCAUGGAGAGCAUCAUCGAGCCAGCUAACGAUAACGUUUUGGUAGCCAUCAAUGCGGUUUUCAAGCAACUGGGACCUGUUGUCUCUAACUAUAUUAAGAGCGAAGAUGCUAUGAUGGAUUGCCUGAAGGCUUUGGAGGACAUUUGCGAGGAAAACAAACUGGUGCAUGAAAAGAUCUCCCAAGUGGUGCAUUAUCUGUACGACAAAGACUUCGUCUCCGAGGAUGCCAUACACAAGUGGUACGAUCAACUGGAUGUCCAAGAACAUGCGACGUUGCGUCACAGUCUCGCCAAGCUUGUCGACUGGCUGAACCAAUCGAGCGAGGAUGAUGACGACGACGAUGAAGAUGAUGAUGAGUAGGAUGGUGAUGAUUAGCCAGCUGACUAAAAGUGUUCCUUUGCAUAAACGAAAUACAAUUAAUUAAAAGUCGA
Drosophila hydei is the source of this 2191-nucleotide messenger RNA. It is a transcript of the gene eIF2Bepsilon, whose product is annotated as translation initiation factor eIF-2B subunit epsilon. Lineage: Eukaryota; Metazoa; Arthropoda; Insecta; Diptera; Drosophilidae. The transcript has 6 exons. The record is from RefSeq and is a predicted model, not a curated record. Gene Ontology annotation, molecular function: guanyl-nucleotide exchange factor activity; translation initiation factor binding; translation initiation factor activity. Bases 90 to 2120 code for a protein of 676 amino acids. Gene Ontology annotation, cellular component: eukaryotic translation initiation factor 2B complex.